GACAAUUUGGGUUUCCCCCACCUCUCCCUUGCCCUUGAAGAAAGCAAGCCCUUGUCUCAUUUGCAUUUGCAUUAAAACCCUGCUCUCUAUAAGCUAAGCAAAGGGGAAGGACUUGAAGCCUAUGGGAUGGCUUUAGGGCUCUGCCCCUUGCUUUUGGCUCUCUCUCUCUCUCUUUCUCAUUCUCUCUCGUGCUUUGAUCUCUGCUUAACAACAGUAACGUCACAGGGACUAUACAGGAGAGUUUUGUUGGAAGUUAGAAAGUUUUGCAGCCUCCAGAGGGCUGUAGCGGCAGUAGCAGAAGCAGCGUCCAAGGAACUCCUGGAAGGGGAAGAGAGAGCGAGAGAGCGACUGACUCAGUCCUGCUGCAGAAAACUGACUCGAGACGACGGAGGCAGACAUGGAACAUCAGCUGCUGUGCUGCGAGGUGGAGACCAUCCGACGAGCCUACCUAGAUGCCAACCUCCUCAAUGACAGGGUGCUGCAGACAAUGCUGAAGGCGGAGGAGACCUGCUCGCCCUCCGUCUCCUACUUCAAGUGCGUGCAGAAAGAAAUCUUGCCAUAUAUGAGGAAAAUAGUUGCCACUUGGAUGUUGGAGGUUUGCGAGGAGCAGAAGUGCGAAGAGGAAGUUUUCCCCUUGGCUAUGAAUUAUUUGGACAGAUUUUUGUCGUUUGAACCCCUCAAGAAGAGCCGAUUGCAAUUGCUCGGAGCUACCUGCAUGUUUGUGGCUUCAAAAAUGAAGGAAACUAUUCCUCUGACCGCAGAAAAACUGUGCAUUUAUACAGAUAACUCCAUUAGACCCGACGAAUUACUGCAAAUGGAGCUGCUUCUGGUGAAUAAGCUGAAAUGGAAUCUGGCUGCAAUGACCCCCCACGAUUUCAUUGAACAUUUCCUUACUAAAAUGCCUCUGGCAGAGGACACCAAGCAGAUCAUCCGUAAACAUGCUCAGACUUUUGUGGCUCUGUGCGCUACAGAUAUUAAAUUUAUUUCAAACCCACCUUCCAUGAUCGCAGCUGGCAGUGUGGUAGCAGCUGUGCAAGGCCUGCAUCUGGGGAACACUAACACUUUCCUCUCCUAUCAAUGCCUCACACAUUUCCUAUCACAAGUUAUCAAAUGUGAUCCGGAUUGUUUACGAGCCUGCCAAGAACAGAUUGAAUCCCUCCUUGAAUCCAGUCUACGUCAGGCACAGCAGCACAACGUAUCUUCAGAAACAAAGACUGUAGAGGAUGAAGCAGACCUUUCCUGCACACCUACUGAUGUGCGAGAUGUGAACAUUUAAGAGGACUUCUAAUGGGUUUGCUUGGCGACAAAAGCAGACAAAGAAAGGGCAUCUGAGAAGGAAUCAGCGUCAGGAUCUCCCCUGCAGAAACCCUUUUCUCCAGGACAUUUUUAUACCAGAAGGGAAAACCAGUCUCGCUAUAUUUUUCCUUGCUCUGUCUCCCUUCCAUCUGUGACUUCAAACAAAAGAAUAAACAAAAACCACCAUACCCCAAAAACUGUCUUAAAACAAAAAAAAAA
Messenger RNA from Dryobates pubescens (Downy woodpecker), 1515 nucleotides. RefSeq names its product cyclin D1 (gene CCND1). Lineage: Eukaryota; Metazoa; Chordata; Aves; Piciformes; Picidae. Gene Ontology annotation, molecular function: cyclin-dependent protein serine/threonine kinase regulator activity. Gene Ontology annotation, biological process: positive regulation of G1/S transition of mitotic cell cycle; regulation of cyclin-dependent protein serine/threonine kinase activity; mitotic cell cycle phase transition. Gene Ontology annotation, cellular component: nucleus; cyclin-dependent protein kinase holoenzyme complex; cytoplasm. The coding region runs from base 398 to 1276 and encodes 292 amino acids. The record is from RefSeq and is a predicted model, not a curated record. The transcript has 5 exons.